CCAUGUCUGGGAUCCAGGCCGCCUGGUCGCCAGGCACAGAGUGUGUAGCAAAGUACAACUUCCAGUCCACCAAUGAAGAGGACCUGCCUUUCUGUAAAGGAGAUGUGCUCACCAUCAUAGCUGUCACUAGGGAUCCAAACUGGUACAAAGCUAAAAACACAGUGGGCCGAGUGGGCACCAUCCCUGCUAACUACGUCCAGAAGAGGGAAGGGGUCAAGUCUGGAGGGAAGCUGAGCCUCAUGCCAUGGUUCCAUGGGAAGAUCCCGCGGGAGCAGGCGGAGCGUCUCCUCUACCCCCCGGAGACGGGGCUGUUCCUGGUGAGGGAGAGCACCAACUACCCCGGGGACUACACCCUGUGUGUGAGCUGCGACGGCAAGGUGGAGCACUACCGCAUCAUCUACCACAACGGCAAGCUCACCAUCGACGAAGAGGAGUACUUUGAGAACCUCAUGCAGUUAGUGGAGCAUUACACCAAAGACGCAGACGGACUCUGUACGAGACUCAUCAAGCCCAAAGUGAUGGAGGGGACAGUGGCGGCCCAGGAUGAGUUCUCCAGGAGUGGCUGGGCCCUGAACAGGAAGGAGCUCAAGCUUCUGCAGACCAUUGGUAAAGGGGAGUUUGGAGAUGUGAUGGUCGGGGACUACAGGGGUACCAAGGUAGCGGUGAAGUGCAUCAAACACGACGCCACAGCACAGGCCUUCAUCGCAGAGGCCUCCGUCAUGACGCAGCUGAGACACAACAACCUGGUCCAGCUGCUGGGGGUGAUUCUGGAGGAGAGGGGCAGCCUGUACAUCGUCACCGAGUACAUGGCCAAGGGCAGUCUAGUGGACUACUUGCGGUCUCGAGGCCGAACUGUGCUGGAUGGGGACUGCUUACUGAAAUUCUCACUUGAUGUGUGUGAAGCCAUGGACUACCUGGAGGCCGCCAACUUUGUCCACCGAGACCUGGCAGCGCGCAACGUGCUGGUUUCCGAUGACAACAUCGCCAAGGUCAGCGACUUUGGCCUGACCAAAGAGGCGUCGUCCACACAGGACACGGCCAAGCUGCCCGUCAAGUGGACCUCCCCAGAGGCCCUGAGAGAGAAGAGGUUUUCCACCAAGUCAGAUGUGUGGAGCUAUGGUAUCCUGCUAUGGGAGAUCUACUCCUUUGGCCGUGUGCCUUACCCCAGAAUUCCCCUGAAGGAGGUGGUGCCUCGUGUGGAGAAGGGCUACAAGAUGGACGCCCCGGACGGCUGCCCCCCCGUGGUGUAUGACCUGAUGAAGCAGUGCUGGACCCUGGACGCCGCUGUGCGACCCUCCUUCCGCAUGCUGCGGGAGAAGCUGCAUCAUAUCAGAUCCAAGGAGCUCUACCUGUGAGCCUGACGGACAGGACACGCAGCCUAUCACAGCCCUGCCUGGAGGGAGAGGGGAGGGGCAGAGAGGAAGGGGGGGGGGUCAACUGGAGCUGGCCACGCCUGUGUCCGACUGACUGUCCGACUGACUGCCUAACUGGCUCGCUUACUUCUGGAUCACAACCCCACCACUCCUUCCACCCCCACACCUGAGUCUAAGGGGCCCUGUGCUGAGCCCCCUCCCUCUCUUCCUGACUCAAACCCCCCCUCCUCUCUCCCUCCUCCACCGAGAUGAAGAGACCUUUAACUGGACGUGUUGUAGAGCCGCUUCUCCCCCGCUUCCUCGUCUCAUCUCUCGUUCCCCCCCCCCCCCCCCUUCCCCCCCCCCCCCCCACGUCAACCUGUUCAUCCCACCAUUUCUGCAGUGGCUCGAUCGUCCUCUCCUCCGAAGAUCCCUCGCUUUUUUUUCUUCCUCCCCCCAAAAACUGGGACAAUAAAGGAGUGAAGGCUGGUCUUUUCCUCCACGUUUGUCAAAUGUCCCUCUCUCUCUCUCUCUCUCUCCUACCUAUCUCAUCCUCUCUUUCUCCCCGCAUCACUUCUGCAUGCUUUCAUCCCCUCCAUCUCUCCGCCUGUCCUCUGGUGUGUGUGGGGCCGUUGCUCUGUGCCAAAGUGCCUCCAGUAGACCAGGCUCCUGACUCAGCCUCCAGCACACUCCUCCUCCAACUCGGGACUCCUCACUUUGUGUUUGUUUCGUUUUUUUUAUUACUUUUUUUAAGAGAGAAAAAAAAUCAUUUUUUUUUUUUUAUUGUUGUUGUAUUUCUGGUUAGGAGGGCAAGAAUGGGGGUUUAAUGUGCCGUCACCUUUUGGAACAAGUUUAUUUUUCGUCCCUCUCUGCAUUCCCUACAAGAGAAACUGAAAAAGAGAGAGAGAGAGAGAGAGAGAGAGAGAGGGGAAGCACUCCCAGUAAACGUGCUCAUCUCUCCAGCUGCUCUCCUCUCUCCAAGCAAACCAACAGAACACAGGAGCAGAGGAUUGUGUGUGGGGGGGUGUUGGUCACAACAUGGUAGAUUCAUCAUCUGUUGGCUUGUUUUAUAUUAAAUAUAUUUAAAGGAACAAAAAAUUAAUAAAAGAACAACAAAUUCAUAUAAGAAAAUAAAAAAAGACUUGUGG
Molecule: messenger RNA, 2500 nt
Organism: Hypomesus transpacificus
Lineage: Eukaryota; Metazoa; Chordata; Actinopteri; Osmeriformes; Osmeridae
Product: tyrosine-protein kinase CSK
Exons: 12
Coding region: 3-1355 (450 amino acids)
Biological process (GO): protein phosphorylation; regulation of Fc receptor mediated stimulatory signaling pathway; adherens junction organization
Molecular function (GO): ATP binding; protein binding; protein tyrosine kinase activity
Source: RefSeq, a predicted model, not a curated record